This is a messenger RNA of Ilex paraguariensis (yerba mate), 1688 nucleotides long. The record is from the annotation of a GenBank genome assembly. Lineage: Eukaryota; Viridiplantae; Streptophyta; Magnoliopsida; Aquifoliales; Aquifoliaceae.
AUGGCUGAUGUCGGCGCGCGUGCUGACCUCGCUGACCCACGGCACCUUCUUCGGCGUUGGCGCCGUGGUGGCCACGGGCCUGGUGCCGGUGGACAAGAAGGCGUCGGCGAUUGCGCUGAUGUUCUCGGGCCUGACCCUGGCCACCCUGCUGGGCGUGCCUGCCGGCGCCUGGAUCGGCCAGAUGUUCGGCUGGCGCAGCGCCUUCCUGGCCGUGGCCGCGAUCGGCGUGCUGGCCUUUGCCAUCCUGGCCGCCUUCGUGCCGCGCGACCAGGGCCGCCCCGAGGUCACGCCGCUGGCACAGGAGCUGGCCGUGCUGGCCAACGGCCAGGUCUGGCUGGGCCUGGGCAUCACGGCCUUCGGCUUUGCGGGCGUGUUUGCGCUCUACACCUAUGUGGAGCCGCUGCUGACCCAGGUGACCCGCAUGGGCGACAGCCUGGUGGCACUGACCCUGCUGCUGUUCGGCGCGGGCCUGGCCGCAGGCAAUCUGCUGGGCGGCAAGCUGGCCGACCGGGGCGUGAUGCGCGCCCUGGUGUGGAGCAUUGCGGCGCUGAUGGUGGUGCUGGCGGCAGGCCGCUGGGCCUUCGGGAACCAGGCCGUGGCCAUGGCCUAUGUGAUCGUGCUGGGCGUCGUGGCCUUCGCCACGGUGGCCCCCAUGCAGAUGCGCGUGCUGGACCAGGCCGGCCCCCAGGGCGCCAACCUGGUCUCCAGCCUGAACAUUGCGGCCUUCAACCUGGGCAACGCCCUGGGUGCCUGGGUUGGCGGCCUGGCCCUGGCCGGUGGCCUGGGCCUGGUCAACCUGGGCUGGGCCGCCGCCGCGCUGACGGCCGUGGGCCUGGUGCUGGUCUUCUGGAGCAGCCGCCUGCCAGCAGGCUCCGCACGCAGCGCAGGCGUGGCCUGCGCCUGAGGCUCAACGGCCACCAGAUCCUCGGGCGUGCCGGCCGCGAUGAUGCGGCCGCCGUCCUUUCCGCCUUCGGGGCCGAGGUCGAUGAUCCAGUCGGCCUCGGCGAUCACGUCCAGGUCAUGCUCGAUGACGACCACGCUGUGGCCCGCAUCGACCAGGCGGUGCAGCACGCGGAUGAGCUUGUCCACAUCGGCCAUGUGCAGGCCCACCGUGGGUUCGUCCAGCACAUAGAGCGUGUGCGGCGCCUUGUUGCCGCGCCGGGUCACGUCGUCGCGCACCUUGGUCAGCUCGGUGACGAGCUUGAUGCGCUGGGCUUCGCCGCCCGACAGCGUGGGCGAGGGCUGGCCCAGCGUGAGAUAGCCCAGGCCCACGUCCUUGAGCAGUUGCAGCGGGUGGGCGAUGCUGGGCAUGCUGGCGAAGAACUCGACGGCCUCGUCCACCUCCAUCUGCAGCACAUCGCCAAUGCUCUUGCCGCGCCAGGAGACGGCCAGGGUCUCGGGGUUGAAGCGCGCGCCGUGGCAGACCUCGCAGGGCACCUUCACGUCGGGCAGGAAGCUCAUCUCGAUGGUGCGCAUGCCCUGGCCCUCGCAGGCCGGGCAGCGGCCUUCGCCGGUGUUGAACGAGAAGCGGCCGGCCGCGUAGCCGCGCGCCUUGGCCUCCAGCGUUUCGGCAUAGAGCUUGCGGAUGGUGUCCCAGAAGCCGAUGUAGGUGGCCGGGCAGCUGCGCGGGGUCUUGCCGAUGGGGGUCUGGUCCACUUCCAGCACGCGGUCAAUGCCUUCGAAGCCCU